GGGAGUUUCAUUUAAAUGCCACCCUGUUUUCUCGUGAAAUAAAGCAACAAGAAGAAUGUUUUCAGGGGAGAGUUUGAGAAAAUUCGUGACAGAGCGACUGACGGCUGCUGCUGAGGACAUUUUUGUAGUUUUUAAAAGAACUGUCGUCGAGUACGAGGACGAGCUCGAACGUCAACGUAAACUGCUGGAUGUCCUCUUGAACCCCCAAGUCACACUGCACAGAAUCGAUUUGCCACAGCAACUUUUAAGUACAGAAGAUGAGGCCCUGCUUGACCAACAGCUCUGUAACCAGGAGAGGAACUCCAGUCUGGACCAAGAGGAGCCAGAUCUUCGACUGGUUAAAGAGGAACCAGAGGAGCCCUGGAGCAUUCAGGAGGGAGAGCAGCUCAUACUGAAGGAGGAGACUGACAGGUUCAUGUUGACCCUUAAUCAUGAGGACAGUGAACCCGGACUACAACAUGAACUCCGGCCACUUUCUCCAAACUCUUAUGAUGCUGAGGCUCAAGAUCCCACCGGAAACAAGCACAGAGACUCACAAUCAACUAAAAAUCUCAGAACCCAACCCAGCACAAUUCACCUAAACAGUCACAUCAGUGGCACAUCAGAGGACCAAUGUAAUCCUCUUUCAGAUCAGCCAUUUUUUAAAUGUGGCAGUUGUGGUGAGAGUUUUAAGAACAAGUCAGUAUUACGGACACACCAGCGUGUCCACAGUGGUAAAGAAACACACACUUGCAAGAUUUGUGGGAAAAUAUUCAGUUGGAAGUCAUUAUUAAUGGUUCAUGUCAGGUGUCACACAGGUGAAAGGCCACAUUCUUGUACAACUUGUGGUAAAAGAUUCCUCCAUUUAUCAGGCUUGAAAAAACACAACAUGAUUCAUACAGGUGAAAAGCCUUUUACUUGUACAACAUGCGGCAAAUCUUUAAGGAAAAAACAGUACUUGAUAAACCACAUGAGGACCCACACAGGUGAGAGGCCUUUCUCCUGUGGCACCUGUGGAAAAAGCUUUUCUGAUUCAACUACUUUUAUUGCUCACAAAAAAACUCAUACAGGUGCAUGGUCAUUUAACUGCAGAAUUUGUCGGAAAAGAUUCAGAAGCAGUCAUGACUUGAGAGUCCACAUGAGAUCACACACAAGUAAGGGGCCUUACACCUGCAGCGCCUGUGGGAAAAGCUUCCUUCAGCAAACUGAUUUGGAUCAGCACAGAAAAAAUCAUACAAGUAAAAAGUUGUCUACUUGUAGAACAUGUGGCAAGUCUUUCAGAGACGACAAAAGCGUCAAAAGACAUGAGAGGCGGAUCCACUUAAAGGAGAGGCCGCAUUCGUGCAGCACCUGUGGAAAAGAAUUCUACGAAAGUUAUGAUUUAAAAAAACACAUACUGAGAAGACAUGCUGUCCAGACAAGUAUGACGCUGUACCCCUGUAGCAAUUGUGGGCUGUCUUACACAACAAAAGGUUAUUUAGAUAGGCAUAUGAAAAAAUGUCCUCUUACAAAACAUGAGUCAGGUAUUUAGAUUUUUACUGUCGUGACAGUUCCCUGGAAAAAGGCUGACACAGGCAAAAGCCUUUUUUUCCGGUGUUUUCAUUGGUGCUUAGGAUAACUUGUCUAAAUGAAGGUUCAAAUUUAAGUCUUAAGACAGGGGUAUCCAAACUUUUUCCACUGAGGGCCACAUACAGAUUUAUAUAAGGAUGGUGGGGCCACUUUCAUAUUCCUCACCUUGAGGAUAUUUAAAACUAAUAUAACAUAGGUCAAGAUAUGCAAAGUUACUGAGUAGGCCUAAAUGGCUAGUUCACUGCUAACAAGGCAAAUGUUACUGGUUCUGCUAUUUGUUGCUGUAAUCCAUCAGGGAGUUAUAAAUAAAUAUAUUACUAUUUUGGUUACAAAUGUGUUCAAUAUUUACAGUGUUGUUGGAAUUUAGUCUGAAAAAAUGCACUAAUACAUUUUAAUCAAAAUGUUUGUUUAUGGAAUUAACAUUGUAGCACGGCCUUGUGCUGACACUACACAGUUCAAUGUUAAUGUUCAAAUGUGAGCAAUAUUCAAUUUUAUAUCAAGAAUUGGCAUAGUUGGACCAUAGUUGCUGCUCUAAUUGAAAUAAGGUUUAAAAAACACUAUGUGAUUGGUGUCGAGGAUUUUUCUCCUGCAGAAGUUUCACAUGCCUAAUAUAUGUUACCUUUAAGGCCAAGUUUGAAAUUUUAACUUGUAAAUAAACUAUUUUAUAUGA
This is a messenger RNA of Cheilinus undulatus (humphead wrasse), 2218 nucleotides long. Its product is annotated as zinc finger protein 501-like. The transcript has 2 exons. Lineage: Eukaryota; Metazoa; Chordata; Actinopteri; Labriformes; Labridae. The coding region runs from base 56 to 1510 and encodes 484 amino acids. Gene Ontology annotation, biological process: regulation of immune system process; negative regulation of transcription by RNA polymerase II; regulation of cytokine production. The record is from RefSeq and is a predicted model, not a curated record.